Messenger RNA from Phragmites australis (common reed), 441 nucleotides. RefSeq lists its product as uncharacterized. Gene Ontology annotation, biological process: GMP biosynthetic process. The coding region runs from base 1 to 441 and encodes 146 amino acids. Gene Ontology annotation, cellular component: cytosol. The record is from RefSeq and is a predicted model, not a curated record. The transcript is spliced from 4 exons. Gene Ontology annotation, molecular function: GMP synthase activity; GMP synthase (glutamine-hydrolyzing) activity; ATP binding. NCBI's taxonomy places the organism in Eukaryota, Viridiplantae, Streptophyta, Magnoliopsida, Poales, Poaceae.
AUGGUGCGGAAGUUGGAGAGUAUUUUGAAUAUCCCAGAUUCAUUUUUAAAGCAGCACCCAUUUCCUGGGCCUGGUCUUGCUGUAUGUGUUGUAGGUGAUGUUAUAGAAGGCAAUGCUCUGGAGGUUCUUCGUCAGGUGGACGAGAUAUUUGUUCAAACUAUUAAAAAUGCAGGCCUCUAUGAUGAAAUUUGGCAAGCUUUUGCUGUGUUCUUGCCCAUUCAAACAGUUGGGAUUCAGGGUGACCAGAGAACUCACUCCAACCCUGUUGCUCUAAGGGCAAUCACCAGUGAGGAUGGCAUGACUGCAGAUUGGAAUGAGAUUGUCAAGCUGCACUUAGCUUCCAUGGAUAUCAAUUCACGUGUUUCCCAUAUGUUGGCUUCAAUACCAUCAGAAGCACUUCAAUCAUUUUGGACUGAUGUGUAUCGGAAAUCUGGUGUGUGA